UAUUUUAUUUCGACGAUUAAUAAAUAGUCAUUUGACCAUAGAGUCGCGCGACUCUUACCUUAAAUACAUGAUCUGGUGGGCCCCUUUACGCGCUCUAGUGGUGGCCUAUAACAGAGGCAUAUUAAGUGGUCAACGAGUGCUGGGUGUUGUGUAUGAGGAGUUACAGCGCCGCGGUGUUUUAGAAGCUCCCCGCGUAAGAGGCCUUGUCGAUGAAAUCACAUGUAAGUACCAUUAGCUCGAUAAAUCACUGUUGUUGGCGGUUAGCAAUACAGCAGUUAUUUUUACCAUAGGCUAUCGGCAGUUUUACGAUGCGGGGAGUGACGAAGAAGAGGCUCUCGCUGAGGCGACGAGAGCUGCGGAGGAAACGGAUCUAGAGCGUCAAACCGUCCUCUACCAACCGCUGCAUGAGGAGGGGGUAGGGGAAGAGCCUAGAGCGAGCACCUCGGCAGCCCCGGCCGAGCCGAUACCGCAGGAUUUCACCAUAGGCCAUCGGCAGUUUUACGACUCGGUGAGCGACGAAGAAGAAGAAGAGGCUCUCGCUGAGGCGACGAGAGCUGUGGAGGAAGCAAAGCAUCAAACCGCCCUCUACCAACCGCAGUAUGAGGAGAGGGCUGAGGAAGAGCCUAGGGCGAGCACCUCGGCAGCAUCAGCCGAACCGAUACCGCUGCAACCCGAGUCUGAUGACGACGAGGCGUCGACUAUUCUCAACCCCUCCUUGAUGUUUAGCGAUCGGUCUGAUAUACUGGCUGUGUACCGGCAAGCCAGAGCAAACGAUGACGACGGAGCGAUAGCGGGUCCAUCGUAUCACCACCAUCGUCAGCAGGAAGAUGACCUCGUACAGCCCGAGAAUCAGCUGGGGGUGUAUCCGAUGGAUGCUCGACAGGAGGAGGAGGGGGAGCGUCUAAACGAGGAGCGAUUAGAAGCUAGACGCUUCGGCCUAUGGUUUCAAGAGCUGAUGGAGUGUGAUUCAGAUAUACAAGCGGGCGGGGGAAGAAUACGCAAUACACAGGGGAACGAGGCUUUCGGGGAUGUGCAACCCCCGGGAGGGCGGAUCAUCAUCACGGACGAUACAGCCCGUUAUUUCAAACGUUUUCAACUACGUGGUCGGGAGAUAACAUUGCGUAUCCGCCAACCUCACGCUGGCGCAAACGUGACAACAUGGCUUGAAGGAGCAUUCCGCGAUCUUCUGACGCAUCUCACGAGUCACUGUGAGGGUGGUGACUACGCGGGGAUCUCGUUCUCCGCGAGCUGCUUAGCGCACGGCCCCGUCUGGCUUUCAUUCCGUCCUGUCCGCGCCUAUACAUUUGUAGAUAUCUGGCAAUUAAUAACAAACAUAGCUCAAAGUGCAGCGUCUCUGGAUAUUGAUGAUUCUUUCCAUAUAAAAGUAUGUAUCGUUAAAGGUUUGGAGGGUAGGGGGCGAAAAGGUUUGACACACGAGGGCGUUGCUAAAAAAUCAACUUUAACGAUUCGAAAUACCGACAAUCUGUGUCUACCGCGCUCGUUAGUAACAGCACGCGCGUACGCGGAAAGGGGUGAGAUACGCUCGGGGGCUCUGCAUUCUAGAUGGCAGCGUAUACGACAGAUUAACGGGUCGCUUCAAAAAGAGGCGGCGCUUGAGCUCACGAAAAGCGCAAAUGUUGUUAUACAGCCCGCUGGCUGUGGUAUGCGCGAAAUUGCUAUAUACCAGAAUUAUUUGGCUCGCGAGGGGUUAGCUAUCGUGGUUUUCGAGUUUUUGACUUUGGGGCGACGCGAAAGACCGGUGUUUGACGGUACACAGACGGUUAUGGAUACAGUAGGCUCGGUCCGGCACACGUUAUACAUUCUGUAUUAUGAGCGGUCGCAUCAUUUCCAGCCUAUCUUGAAUCUGCGUGGUGCUGUAGGCAGCUUAAACUUCUGCGCAAUCUGUAACGCCCGUUCUCGUCGGGAUCAUAGAUGUUUAAAAAAGAAAUGCCCUCGCUGCCUUCAAGCACCGCCCUGCGCUCUGGGAGCAGCUGCCGCGAUCAGAUGCGAGACAUGUAACCGCGAUUUUUCUGGGGAACAAUGUUCAGAAAAUCACAGGGCUAUUACCAUCCGUCGUAAACACAGGGUAAACACUGUUUGCGAGUCUCUUCAGCGGUGCCGUAACUGCUUUCGCGCGAUAAGACCUUUAGAGAAAAAGACGCAUGUGUGCGGGGAGGGUUUCUGUAAAACGUGUAAAUCGCGGCACCCCUAUAAUCGCCUGUGCUAUACGAGGCCUAUUCGCGUCGAUGAGAGGCCAAAAGAGAACAUAUUCAUAUUCUAUGAUUUUGAAACGCAGCAGUGUACCCCUGUAAAAGGUGAUCCUACAGCGCGCGUUCACGAACCGAAUCUUUGCGUAGCUCAACGUGUCUGCACCAAGUGCUGCGAUAAUGCUUCUAUAGACGAGCCGUGCGAGCAUUGCGGGGAUCACGAGUUUAUAUUUAGGACGAACCCUGUGUGUCAACUUGUGGAGUUAGCCAUACAGAGUAUGCCGGGCUUCUCUCACAUAUUUUUAAUAGCCCAUAACGCCGGUGGUUUCGACGCCCAGUUUAUCCUGCGCUACUUCAUCGAGGAGAAAAAAACGCAGCUCCCGUCUUUAAUAAUGAACGGCACUAAAAUCAUCACAAUGCGCGUUGGCAAACUCGUGUUUCUCGACAGUUUGAACUACUUUCACAUGCCUCUGAGUGCACUGCCUAAAUCUUUCGGUCUAAAAACUGCUCUCGCCAAAGGAUCUUUUCCGCAUCUGUUCAAUAGACCCGAGAAUCAAAAUUAUAUUGGGCCGAUGCCGCCCGCAGCCGAUUACUCUCCCGACACUAUGCGCCCGGAGGAACGCGAGUGUUUUUUUGCAUGGUAUAACGAGUUAAAGAAUGCCUCUUAUGUAUUUAACUUUUCAAACGAGCUCAUAACCUAUUGUAAAAACGACGUUACGAUAUUGAGACAGGCCUGUGUGGUUUUCCGGAAAAUGUUCAAGGACAGCGGACGCGUUUGCCCGUUUAGCGAAAACACAACAAUCGCGUCCGCCUGCUUUCAAAUCUUUCGAAAAUUUUUUUUAAAACCUAACACGAUCUGUAUUAUACCUACGGGUGGUUACAGAUGGGCUCACAAUCAGUCAAAAAAAGCGAUCUCUUGGCUCGUGUGGAUGGAGCAUUCUUUAAAUCGUCGUAUCAUUCACGCAGGACGCUCGCGCGAGUUUAAAUUGCCUCAAAAUUUAUUAGUAGACGGUUACUACGAAACACCUGAUUCAGCCCACGUGUUACAGUUACACGGUUGCUAUUGGCACGGGUGUUUGAACUGUUUCACUGUAAACAGAGACCGUGUACAAAGCGACGGUGAUACAUUGAACGAGCAUCUCGAGAGAACAAACGCUAUAUCGCAGAGAAUCCGCUCAAGCGGCUACACGUUAACCGAGAUUUGGGAGUGCGCUUAG
Molecule: messenger RNA, 3424 nt
Organism: Venturia canescens
Lineage: Eukaryota; Metazoa; Arthropoda; Insecta; Hymenoptera; Ichneumonidae
Exons: 7
Coding region: 719-3424 (901 amino acids)
Biological process (GO): DNA replication
Molecular function (GO): nucleotide binding; DNA-directed DNA polymerase activity; DNA binding
Source: RefSeq, a predicted model, not a curated record